ACAUCAAUAUUCAAUGGUACUCAAAUCAUGGCAAGAAAAAUGACAUUGAACAAUAACAAAAUAAUUUAUGCGGUCAACAAAACUGGUUGAUGAGAAUAUACUUAAAGGUGCAUUUUUCUUAAUAAAUAAAAUAAGCGAACAAAGAAAAUUGUAUGAUAUGAAAUUAUGAAUAUUUGAUUAAAAGGACUGGUUUCAAGUCCCGAAAACUUUGCACGCAGAGAUAGAAAAUGGCCGGUGAUCACGAAAUCAACGCAGCUCUACUUCAAAACGAAAGCGCCUCCGAGCCGGACGGCGAGGAUUCUCCGAUCGAGCAGGUGGCACUCACGGUUCCGGUCACCGACGAUCCGUCACUGCCUGUCUUCACUUUCAGAACAUGGAUCUUAGGAACUCUAGCUUGCGUUCUUCUCUCGUUCCUCAACCAAUUCUUCUGGUACCGCAAGGAGCCGUUGUCCAUGACGGCGGUCUCGGUGCAGAUCGCGGUGGUGCCGCUGGGGCACCUGAUGGCGUCGACGGUGACGAAGCGAGUGUUCUUGAAGGGGAAGAGGUGGGAGUUCACGCUGAAUCCGGGGAAGUUCAACGUGAAGGAGCACGUGCUCAUCACAAUAUUCGCCAAUUCGGGAGCUGCUAGCGUCUACGCCAUAUAUUUCGUGAGCGUAGUCAAAGUCUUCUAUCGGAGGGAGUUAUCCAUGUUUAUGGCGGCGCUGGUGAUUAUAACCACGCAUUUAUUGGGCUUUUGUUGGGCCGGACUUUUCCGACGGUAUUUGGUGGAGCCCGCCGCUAUGUGGUGGCCCCAAAAUCUCGUUCAGGUCUCGCUUUUCAGGGCACUGCAUGAGAAGGAGGAGAGGCCAAAGGGCGGGUUAACUCGGAAUCAGUUCUUCCUCAUAGCAUUUGUGUGUAGUUUUGCUUAUUAUGUCUUCCCAGGCUACUUGUUCCCAAUGUUAACAUCACUUUCCUGGAUCUGCUGGAUGUUUCCAAGUUCUAUUCUUGCACAACAGUUUGGUUCAGGGCUGCGUGGACUUGGAGUUGGGGUUGUUGGUUUUGACUGGUCCAGUAUAUGUGCUUAUCUUGGUAGCCCUCUGGCUAGUCCUUGGUUUGCUACGGUUAAUGUUGCUGCUGGUUUUGCCAUUUACAUAUAUGUUAUCACGCCCAUUGCUUAUUGGCUGAAUAUUUACAAGGCAAGAAGAUUUCCCAUUUUUUCAGAUGGUCUAUUCAUGUCCAAUGGCCAAAAAUACAACAUUUCAGAUAUUGUAAACUCCAACUUUCGCCUUGAUCUGGAGGCUUAUGAGCGUGAGGGCCCUCUUUAUCUUAGUAUCAAUUUUGCUAUGGCAUAUGGCUUUGGUUUUGCUUGCCUUGCUGCAACCCUUGUUCAUGUAAUGCUUUUCAAUGGGAGUGAAAUAUUGCAGCUAAGCAAGUCUGCCUUCCAAGAGAAGAAGAUGGAUAUACACACAAAGCUCAUGAGAAAAUAUUAUAAACAAGUUCCUGAAUGGUGGUUUAUUUGCAUUCUUUUGUUCAACAUCACGGCAAUUAUUUUUAUAUGCGAAUAUUAUAAUGAGCAACUCCAGCUGCCAUGGUGGGGUGUGUUUUUAGCCUGUGGUGUUGCCAUAUCGUUCACACUUCCGAUUGGAGUAAUCAGAGCCACAACAAAUCAGGCACCAGCUUUGAAUGUGAUCGCAGAGUACAUAAUUGGAUACGUCUACCCGGGAUAUCCUAUUGCUAACAUGUUGUUUAAAGUGUAUGGGAACGGGAGUAUGAAACAGGGGAUUUUCUUUUUGGAGGACUUUAAGCUUGGUCACUACAUGAAGAUUCCUCCCAGAGCAAUGUUCGUAGCACAGAUACUUGGCACCACCAUAUCUGCAUUGGUGCAUUUAGGAACGGCAUGGUGGCUCAUGAACACUAUUCCAGACAUAUGCAAUAGAGAAUUGAUUCCAGUAGGUAGUCCAUGGACUUGUCCUAGAGAUCAUGUAUUCUAUGACGCAUCUGUGAUAUGGGGCUUGAUAGGGCCUCAAAGAAUUUUUGGAAAUCUUGGACAUUACUCGGCCAUAAACUGGUUCUUUUUGGCUGGGGCAAUAGCUCCUAUCUUGGUUUGGCUAGCACACAAGGCCUUUCCUGAUAAACAAUGGAUUAGACUUAUCAAUAUGCCCGUACUCUUAGCAGCAGUAGCUGAAAUGCCUCCAGGUACCCCAGUGAACUACACUAGUUGGGUUCUUGUUGGUUUUGCCUCAGGGUUCAUUGCUUACCGCUACUACCGUGGCUGGUGGAGCCGGCACAACUAUGUCUUAUCUGGGGGACUUGAUGCUGGAUUAGCCUUCAUGGGAGUGUUGCUUUACUUGUGUUUGGGGAUGAAGCAAAUCAACCUAGAUUGGUGGGGCAGUGAUUUGGAUGGAUGCCCUCUAGCUUCUUGUCCAACUGCUAAAGGGAUCAAAGCUGAAGGGUGCCCUCUUUACUGAGUUGUAGAUGACAUAAUUGUGCAGUUAUAGUAGUAAGUAACAAAGUUAUUUAUACAUAUCUCCCCAAAAAAGUAAUGUUAUUUGUAUAUAAAUGUCUGUACAAUUCUUGAUUCAUUAAUGUUUGUAAGGUUGAGUAUAAGUUUUGUAGAGGUUUCUCAUAUCGAUGUAAUGAAUAUUGAUGUCAAUUUGCAUUCUAUUUAUGAAUAUGCCUAUCAAUUCACU
Gastrolobium bilobum is the source of this 2669-nucleotide messenger RNA. RefSeq names its product oligopeptide transporter 7-like. Gene Ontology annotation, molecular function: oligopeptide transmembrane transporter activity. The coding region runs from base 228 to 2447 and encodes 739 amino acids. The record is from RefSeq and is a predicted model, not a curated record. Gene Ontology annotation, biological process: transmembrane transport. The transcript is spliced from 6 exons. NCBI's taxonomy places the organism in Eukaryota, Viridiplantae, Streptophyta, Magnoliopsida, Fabales, Fabaceae.